Messenger RNA from Dermacentor andersoni, 1314 nucleotides. Lineage: Eukaryota; Metazoa; Arthropoda; Arachnida; Ixodida; Ixodidae. The record is from RefSeq and is a predicted model, not a curated record.
AUGGAGCAUGCCAUCCACAUCACCAGCCUGGUGCGAAUAUAUGAGCCGAAGGGAGCAGGCACGCUGAUCCGACACCCACCUCUGGUGUGCAUCAUUCGGACGCCCAACGCGACAGUCACGCGCAAAGCCCACGUGCGACGAGUGUUUACCUAUUUUUCGCCGAAAUUCGAAAACGCCUUGAUCCUGUGCCCACCACCGAGCGAAGCGUUUCCCGAGGAUGACGACGUACGAGUGGCAGUCGCGACUCAAGGCGCGGUCGCGGGCUCUUUGCGGUGGCUCCGGUUACACCGUCCGCCGAAGAAAUCCAAAAAUAAGUGCUGCGCCGUAUGCGUCAGGCCUUUAUUCGGCGCGUUAAGCCUCUGGAAGAUUGUUGAAUUCAUAGCCAAUUACAGGGUAUUGGGAGCCAAAAGUUUCUACUUUUAUGACCUAAAUAUGACGUCAGACUUGAAGCUCCUUUUCGCCAUGAUGCAGUCCUGGGGAGUCGACUUGGCCUUAGUCUCCUUCAAGCUCAUCGUCGACACUACUGUCAUCAACAAGGACGUCCAUGCACACGGCCAAAUGCCGGCUUUGUACGAUUGCAUCUUCAGAUCGCUGUUCAAAAUGGAGUACUACAUUCACGUAGAUAUCGACGAGCUCAUGGUUCCGCUGAGGAAUAACAGCAUCCCGGCAAUAGUCCGCAAGAUGGAACGUAGGAGCAAGCGCUCUAUUGGAAGCCUAGUGGUACCAAUGAGAUUCCAUUGCUCCGAAUACCCCCUAAACCUGAGAUACGCUCUGCACGAGUACCUGCCCCUCCAGACGAGACUAUUCCCCUACCACUCUGCGCAUCUGCGUUAUAUUGGCCUGACGAAGUACAUCGCUCGGUCCAGGACAGUCUGCGAUCCGCGCGUCCAUCAUGUCGAGGGCCACUGCGCGCAAAAUACUAAGCACGUUUGUAUCGGUUUAAGUGCCGUCGUCAAGCACUACAAACAGUGCUGCAUUUACAAGCCCUCGAGCGACAACGACAAGGUCGCCUCCUUCUACAACGACACUCUCAUUUCUCCUGACCGUACGUUCGAGAAGCUUUCUACACAUAUUGAAGGUGAUCCGGUAGUAAGGGCCUUGAGGAGUCUCAUAGGUCAGGCUGAUGCCAUUUCGACUUAGAGAUCAGAAACCUUACCAACAACACACCAACAUCACCGCUAUAAUAGCAAUUGGUAGAGUCUUGUUUUGGCCUUGCCUACUCAGAUUUGUACACUUGCACCAGGUGACGAAGAUAAUUAGCCACAGUAAAGGAAAAUACGAUGACCUGUGUAAGUGAGCCCUCACCAGCGAUGA